This is a messenger RNA of Cucurbitaria berberidis CBS 394.84, 2112 nucleotides long. Its product is annotated as peptide transporter PTR2-A. Gene Ontology annotation, molecular function: dipeptide transmembrane transporter activity. The transcript has 4 exons. Gene Ontology annotation, cellular component: membrane. Gene Ontology annotation, biological process: transmembrane transport; oligopeptide transport. The record is from RefSeq and is a predicted model, not a curated record. Bases 57 to 1946 code for a protein of 629 amino acids. NCBI's taxonomy places the organism in Eukaryota, Fungi, Ascomycota, Dothideomycetes, Pleosporales, Cucurbitariaceae.
ACGGCACUCCCCAUCCUCAACCUCUGCCAACCUCGCCUCACCUGUGCGCGCCCACCAUGCCCAUUGGCGACGACAACGUAGUCCAAGCGACUGGCUUGGACCACGCUCUGGUGGAUCGCUCUGGCGACCCUGAGCGCAAGAAUCCCGCCCUCCACACCACGGGGCCGCCCACCUACCUUCAUUCCGAGGGCAAAGCUGGCCUCCAGGAGCACUACAUUGGCGAUGUCGAGGAACUCCCAACCGAGGAGGAGCUCAAGACGCUCCGCCGUGUCCCCGCCCACAUCCCAUGGAAAAUCUAUACGAUUGCCUUUGUCGAGCUCGUCGAGCGCAUGUCCUACUACGGUACUGUCGCCGUCUACUCCAACUUCAUCGCCAAACCACUGAAGACGCCAACGGGAGCUGCUCUGAAUCCCAAAAACGAAAAUGCCCAACCCGGUGCCCUGGGCAUGGGAAAGCAGGUCGCCUUCAGUCUGACCACCUUCAAUGCCUUCUGGGUCUACUGCUGCCCUCUUCUCGGUGCCUGGAUUGCUGAUACCUAUCUUGGUCGCUUCAAGACCAUUGUCUACUCCGUCAUUGUCGCUGAAAUCGGCCAUCUUAUCCUCGUCGGCUCUUCUGCGCCAAGUGUCCUGGCCAAGCCAGACAGCUCCCUCGCUGCCUUCAUCAUCGGUCUGAUCGUCAUGGGUCUCGGAACGGGCACAUUCAAGCCCAACAUCUCUCCUCUCAUUGCCGAGCAGGUGCCCCACGAGACGAUGCGUGUCGAGACGACUGCCAAGGGCGAGCGCGUCAUUGUCGACCCCGCUGUUACCGUGACCCGCAUCUACAACUGGUUCUACUUCUUCAUCAACAUCGGCGCAUUGGUCGGCCAGAUCGGCAUGGUCUACGCGGAAAGAUAUGUGGGUUUCUGGCUUGCUUAUCUGAUCCCUACCGUCAUGUUCAUUGUGUGCCUCCCGGUGCUUUAUUUCUGCAAGAAGUUCUACGUCCUGAAGCCGCCGAGUGGCAACGUCAUGGGACCGGCCUUCAAGCUGCUGUUCAAGGCUCUCGGAAACGGCCUCAGCCUGAACCCCCGUACCACCUGGAAGAACUGGAACAGCGGAAACAUGUGGCAGAGCGUCAAGCCAUCGCACCUGGGCGCCAACAGGCCCAAGUGGUACAACUUCGACGACGCCUGGGUGGACGAGGUCGCGCGUGGUUUCGGCGCCUGCUCCGUCUUCUUCUGGGUGCCCAUCUUCUGGCUUGCCUAUCGUCAGAUGGACUCCAACUUGACCCAGAUGUGCAGCACCAUGGCUCUUCACGGUGUGCCCAACGACAUUCUCAACAACUUGGAUCCUAUUGCGAUUAUCAUCAUCGUUCCCAUCAUGGACAGUCUUGUCUACCCCGCGCUCCGCAAGCGAGGUAUCAGGUUCACCCCCAUCAAGAAGAUCACUGCUGGUUUCAUCCUCGGUUCUUUCGCUAUGGUCUGGGCUGCCGUCCUUCAGUACUACAUCUACAAGACUUCAGGUUACUACCAGAACCCGACCGAUGAUUACAGGUCCCCCAUCAACGUCUGGUCCGUGGCCGGUGUUUAUGUGCUCAUCGCCAUUUCCGAAAUCUUCGCCUCUGUUACCACUCUUGAGUAUGCCUUCACCAAGGCCCCCAAGAACAUGAGGUCUCUCGUCCAGUCCGUCCAGCUCUUCACCACCGCCUUCUCCGCCGCGCUUGCCCAGGCCUUCACUCCCCUGACGACCGACCCCAAGCUCGUCUGGAACUACGGAUCCGUGGCCAUCAUCUCCUUCGUCACUGGUAUUGCUUUCUGGUUUGCGUACCGCAGAAUGGACAAGGAGGAAGACGCACUGAACUUGCUUCCUACCGGUCAUAUCGGAACGGCGCACCAGGCCGAGGAUAUCGAGAGGCGUAUGAGCGUAGCCACCGAGAGGCGCAACAGCCUUCCCGUCAACGAGAAGAUUUAAAGACAUGACCCGAAGUUCAUUAUGAAUUAUCCCCUGAUAAUGCCUGAACAUAUACCCCCAGCUAGAGCCGUCCAAGGCCAAUGCUAACCGGAAUGUCUUGAGUAAGCGAUUUCCAAUGUAGAAUAGCUCGCUCUUUCACAUAAUAAUACAUUCACUUUCACACUCA